Molecule: messenger RNA, 10440 nt
Organism: Nerophis ophidion (straightnose pipefish)
Lineage: Eukaryota; Metazoa; Chordata; Actinopteri; Syngnathiformes; Syngnathidae
Gene: sp2
Product: sp2 transcription factor
Exons: 8
Coding region: 235-2100 (621 amino acids)
Biological process (GO): regulation of transcription by RNA polymerase II
Molecular function (GO): DNA-binding transcription factor activity, RNA polymerase II-specific; RNA polymerase II cis-regulatory region sequence-specific DNA binding
Source: RefSeq, a predicted model, not a curated record
UUUUUUUUCUCUCUGAGGCGAUCAAAGAGUUCAACUCGCUGCUCUUCACUGCUUCUCCGAAAUGGAAGACUUAGAAUAAGCCUCGUCGCUUUAACAUAACCCGCUAAAGUUGUUUACGUUCCGCGAUAACGUUUCCCCGUUUUUUUUUUGUACCCCGUUUAAAAGUAAGCUGCAUUAAAUCAGCUUAGCGAUGCUAAUGCUAAUGUUAGCACAAACAAACCAGCUGGAUUGUCGAUGGCGGCUUGUUUGUUUUCCCAGCAUCACCAGCGACCUUUAAAUCUAUAUUUAAAGGACAAUAUGGCCACCAUCGUCGCUGUCAGUCCCAGUGAAUAUCUUCAGCCUUCCUCCGCCACCACACAGGACAGUCAGCCGUCCCCUCUGGCCCUGCUGGCAGCCACCUGCAGUAAGAUCGGACCUCCUGCGGCUCAAGCCCCCGUCAGCUCCCCGCCAUCGGGGCUGCAGCCUCGCCGCCUCCUGCCCAUCAAGCCGGCGCCCAUCGCGCCCGCCCCGCCGAAAAACCUGAGCUUCCUGCAAGCUAAGGGCAAUGUGAUCCAGCUCCCCUCCGGCCUCGGCGCCACCGCCCCCGGCAGCCCCAUCGUGCUCACCAUCCAGCAGAGCCCGGCCCACCCCGGCCCCCAGGCCACGGGCAACAUCCAGUACCAGGUGAUGCCGCAGAUCCAGGGCGCGCAGACCAUCCAGGUGAUGCCUCAGGGGGGCCAGAUCCAGCUCAUUCCGGGGACCAACCAGGCGAUCAUCACCACCCCCAUGUCUGUGCCGGCCCCGGCGGCCACCACCCCCGCCAUCGCCCCCCACCCGACACAAAAGACUGUCGCGAUCAAGCCCUCGUCCAAGGGGAAGAAGUCCAUCGCCGCCAACGUGGUGCAGCUGCCGGGCGGACUCACGCUGCCCCUCAACGUGGCGACGGGAGAGGUGGGCGGGGCUCAGAUUGUAACCGAGGCGGCGGCAGCGGCGGACCCCGCUGCGGGAAAGGCACGACGGGGGAGGAAGAAGAAAGCGGCGCUGGUGACUCAAGCUCCGGCGCUUCCUCCGCCUCUGCCGCAGGCUCCUUCUCCGCCCCCAGAUCAGCUGGAGACCAUCUUGAUCGAAGCUGGGGACAACAUCAUUCAGGCAGGGAACAACCUGCUGAUCCUGCAGAGUCCAGGCCAGCCGGCUGUGGUCCAGCAGGUGCAGCUGGUGCCAUCCAAACAGGACUCUCAGGUGGUCCAGAUCCCCCAGCAGGCUCUCAAGGUGGUCCAAGCUGCCUCUGCCUCGCUGCCACAGGUCCCGCAAAGACCGCCGUCGGCCUCCUCCGCUCUGCAGGUGGCGUCACCAGAGGCCACGCCCACACAGAUCCUGUUUAAGACCGGGUCGGGUGAGUGGCGGUCCGUCCAACUCCAGGAUGCCGCGGUUUCCACGGCGACAACACCCACCACCCCCGCUUUACCAGCCCCUUGCGCCAAGAGGGCGCACGCGGGGGCGCGGCGGGAGCGCACCCUGGCGAAGAUUGCGCCCGCGGGAGGGAUGAUGACGCUGAACACGUCGCAAAUGACCUCAGCGGCCCAGGCGGUGCAGACCAUCAGCAUCAACGGCGUGCAAGUUCAGGGAGUUCCUGUCACCAUCACUAAUGCGGGAGGCCAGCAGCACCUGACGGUACAGACCAUGCAGGGCGGCGGUCUCCAGCUGGCGACGGGUCAGUCCACCAUCCACAUGGACCAGACGCUCACGCUGGAGCUUCCCAGUCACGUGGGCGAGAAGAAGCGACGCAUGGCGUGCACCUGCCCUAACUGCAAAGACCUAGACAAGAGGCCGGGCGACGUGGGCAAGAGGAAGCACAUCUGUCACGUUCCCGGCUGCGAGAAGACCUUCCGCAAAACCUCGCUCCUCCGAGCCCACGUCCGUCUGCACACGGGCGAGCGGCCCUUCGUCUGCAGCUGGGUCUUCUGCGGCAAGCGGUUCACGCGCAGCGACGAGCUGCAGCGGCACGCCCGCACACACACAGGGGACAAACGCUUUGAGUGCUCGCAGUGUCAGAAACGCUUCAUGAGGAGCGACCACCUGACGAAGCAUUACAAGACUCACAUAAACACCAAGAACCUGUGAGAAGACUCCAGACAAACUCACUUGUCCCAUAGUGGGACACCCCUGACGCCCCCACCUCCCCUACAGCCCCCGCCGGUAGGAAGAAAAUGUCUGCCAGUGGUUCCAACAUGUGCUCAGCACUGCCUGGCGCCACUCCGGGUCCCCUCCAUUUCAUCACGGCAGUCGCCCACAGGAGCCAUGCCCUCCGCCCGCUUUUUAAAGCCGCACCUUCCGGACUUCCUCUGGAGCGACGUGACCCCGAUCCCAGGCCAGGAUGAGCCACGCACAUCUUCACCCGGGGGCAGGAACAGCCAAUCAUGGUUGAGAAGCUGCUGCAUCGUCACGGUAACCAAGACAUGAGAGGGGGUGCCAUUAUUCAAACUUAAUGAGUCUCUUUAAGGCAGGGGUGUCUAAAAUGUCUCCACUGAGGGCCGCUCACUGAGAAAUCGAAUCAUGCAGAGGGCCGUUUUGCUAUUUUUCAUUCAAAUAUAGAAUCUUUGGGACCACACGAUUCGAUUCUUAGGGAUAACAAUUCAAUUCAUGAACUAUUAUUUUAUUAAUAAAAUUGGGUGCCAGUUCUAUAAUUAACUACAUUCCUCCUUAAAGUAGACAAACAGCUCUAAUACAUUUAUAUGUUACUUAAAAGAAAACCUGUUUUGUUGAAUUAAAUUCAAUCCAAACAUUUAUUAAAGUCAAAUACAAAUAAGGCAAAAAUAGAAGUAGCCGACAUUUCUCCUUUCCAAAGUAAAUAUGUACAGCAGAUACAGAUCUACAUCAAUUAUAUGAUUAAAAAAAAAAUACAAAUCAAAAUGUGUUUUUUUUAUUAUAAUUUUUUUUGAAUCUAUUAAAAACUGUUACAAAAUAAAAUCACGGUUAAUUUCAAUUUUUUUUGGACAAGCCUAAAGUAUAUAGAUUUUUUUUUUUUAACCUUCAUAGCUCCUCUCAAGUUUGGUCCCAUAGAUCUAAAAAGGAUCUCAAACAUUUUUAAAAUAAUUAUAUAUAUAUAUUUUUUUUAUUCAAUUCUUAAAUCUACAUCAAUUUUACAUCCAUCUGUCGAUGUAAAGUUUUUUUUUAAUGAUUAUACCCUUUUUGCCAAAACCUGUUUUAAUAUGGCAAAAAACACAAAAUUUGCCAUAUUUUACCCCCCAAAAAAUGUCAAAGUGUAAUAUUUGAUGUCAAGUAACUUGGAGCCUUCAAUAGGUCAAUAAUUCAUAACAUUGAUUUUAAGUCAUUAUUUUUGUGCAAUGACAGUUUAUAAAAACAAUUAACUAAAUGAUCAGGGAUACAAAAGGGUACCACUCAUUAAAGUGUGAAAAAUAAGUCAUAAUUUCGUAUUUUGACUAAUGUUUAAGUCUCGAGAUCAUCUUCAUUAUCAGUCGAUAAAAAGUAAAAAAAUAAAUAAAAAGUUUUUAAUUUUUAUGCUCUCUUUAUCAGAACCUGUUUUUUUCAAUGGCAAAAACACAACAUAUGCAAAGUGUAAUACUUGAAGUAAAGAAAUUGGAGCCUUAAAUAGGUCAAUAAUUUAUAAGAUUGAUUUCAUGUCGUUAUUUUUAAGCAUUGACAGUUUAAAAAAAAAAAUCCCACUAAAAUUUUUAGGGACCCGAAAGGGUCCCACUUAUAAAUUGUUAAAUUAUGUCUUACAAAUUUGUUAUUUCUUUUUUACAAUUUCAGAUCUAUCCGCCGAUAACAACUUUUUAUUUCAUUUAGUUUGUUUUAUGCCCUUUUUGUCCAAGAAAACUUUGUUGUUUAUAUGGCAAAUAUGCCAUGUUUUUCCCAAAAUAUUUUUCAAAGUGAAAUAUUUGAUGUGAAGUCAUUGGAGCCUUAAAUAAGUCAAUAAUUCAUAACAUUGAUUUCAUGUUUUUAUUAUUGAGCAAUGACCGUUAAAAGAAAAUCCCACUAAAAUUAAAAAAAAAAAUCCCACUAAAAUUCUCACUCAUAAAAGUGUUAAAUUAUCUCUCACAAUUUUUUUAUUCCUUUUUUAACAAAUUCAGAUCUAUCCGCCGAUAACAACUUUUUAUUUAAUUUAGUUUGUUUUAUGCCUUUUUUGUCCAAGAAAAGGUUGUAGUUUGCCAUAUAAUAAUAAUGUAUUAGAUUUUAUAUCACGCAAACACACCAAACAUGCCAUAUUUUCCCCCAAAUAUUUUUCAAACUACAAUAUUUGAUGUGAAGUCAUUGGAGCCUUAAAUAGGUCAAUAACAUUGAUUUCAAUGACAGUUAAAAAAAAUCCCACUAAAAUUCUCAAAGACCCUUCCCACUCAUAAAAGUAUUAAAUUAUGUCUUAGAAUUUUUAAUGUAUUUUUUACAACUUCAGAUCUAUCCGCCGAUAACAACUUUUUAUUUAAUUUAGUUUGUUUUAUGCCCUUUUUUGUCCAAGAAAACCUUUUUGUUUAUAUGGCAAACACACCAAACAUGCCAUAUUUUCCCCAAAAUAUUUUUCAAAGUGCAAUAUUUUGAUGUGAAGUCAUUGGAGCCUUAAAUGAGUUAAUAAUCCCACUAAAAAAUCCCACUAAAAUUCUCGACAACCCUUUCCCACUCAAAAAAUUGUUAAAUUAUGUCUUACAAUAUUUAUUGUAUUUUUUUUACAACUUCAGAUCUAUCCGCAGAUAACAACUUUUUAUUUCAUUUAGUUUGUUUUAUGCCUUUUUUGUCCAAUAAAAGGUUGUUGUUUACAUGGCAAACACACCAAACAUGCCAUAUUUUCCCCAAAAUAUUUUUCAAAGUGAAAUAUUUGAUGUGAAGUCAUUGGAGCCUUAAAUAGUUCAAUAAUUCAUAACAUUGAUUUCAUGUUUUUAUUAUUGAGCAAUGACAGUUAAAAGAAAAUCCCACUAAAAUAAAAAAUCCCACUAAAAUUCUCACUCAUAAAAGUGUUAAAUUAUGUCUCACAUUUUUUUUAUUUCUUUUCUACAACUUCAGAUCUAUCCGCCGAUAACAACUUUUUAUUUCAUUUAGUUUGUUUUAUGCCCUUUUUGUCCAAGAAAAGGUUGUAGUUUGCCAUAUAAUAAUAUUAAUAAUAAUGUAUUAGAUUUUAUAUCACGCAAACACACCAAACAUGCCAUAUUUUCCCCAAAAUAUUUUUCAAACUACAAUAUUUGAUGUGAAGUCAUUGGAGCCUUAAAUAGGUCAAUAACAUUGAUUUCAAUGACAGUUAAAAAAAAUCCCACUAAAAUUCUCAGAGACCCUUCCCACUCAUAAAAGUAUUAAAUUAUGUCUUAGAAUUUUUAAUGUAUUUUUUACAACUUCAGAUCUAUCCGCCGAUAACAACUUUUUAUUUAAUUUAGUUUGUUUUAUGCCCUUUUUUGUCCAAGAAAACCUUUUUGUUUAUAUGGCAAACACACCAAACAUGCCAUAUUUUCCCCAAAAUAUUUUUCAAAGUGCAAUAUUUUGAUGUGAAGUCAUUGGAGCCUUAAAUGAGUUAAUAAUCCCACUAAAAAAUACCACUAAAAUUCACAGAGACCCUUCCCACUCAUAAAAGUGAUAAAUUAUGUCUUACAAUUUUUGAUUUAUUUUUUACAACUUCAGAUCUAUUCGCCGAUAACAACUUUUUGUUUAAUUUAGUUUGUUUUAUGCCCUUUUUGUCCAAGAAAAGGUUGUUGUUUAUAUGACAAACACACAAAACAUGCCAUAUUUCCCCCAAAAUAUUUUUCAAAGUACAAUAUUUGAUGUGAAGUCAUUGGAGCCUUAAAUAGGUCAAUAAUUCAUAACAUUGAUUUCAUGACGUUAUUUUUGAGCAGUGACAGUUAAAAAAAAAAGAAAAUCCCACUAAUAUUCUCAGAGACCUUUCCCACUCAAAAAAUUGUUAAAUUAUGUCUUACAAUAUUUAAUGUAUUUUUUACAACUUCAGAUCUAUCCGCCGAUAACAACUUUUUAUUUCAUUUAGUUUGUUUUAUGCCCUUUUUGUCCAAGAAAACUUUGUUGUUUAUAUGGCAAAUAAACAAAACAUGCCAUAUUUUCCCCAAAAUAUUUUUCAAAGUGCAAUAUUUUGAUGUGAAGUCAUUGGAGCCUUAAAUAGUUCAAUAAUUCAUAACAUUGAUUUCAUGUUUUUAUUAUUGAGCAAUGAACAUUAAAAUAAAAUCCCACUAAAAUAAAAAUAAAAAAUCCCACUAAAAUUCUCACUCAUAAAAGUGUUAAAUUAUCUCUCACAAUUUUUUUAUUCCUUUUUUACAACUUCAGAUCUAUCCACCGAUAACAACUUUUUAUUUCAUUUAGUUUGUUUAAUGCCCUUUUUGUCCAAGAAAAGGUUGUAGUUUGCGUGAUAUAAAAUCAAAUACAUUAUUAUUAUUAUUAUUAUUAUUAUUAUUAUUAUUAUAUGGCAAACACACAAAACAUGCCAUAUUUUCCCCAAAAUAUUUUUAAAACUACAAUAUUUGAUGUGAAGUAAUUAGAGCCUUAAAUAGGUCAAUAACAUUAAUUUCAAUGACGGUUAAAAAAAAUUCCACUAAAAUUCUCAGAGACCCUUCCUACUCAUAAAAGUAUUACAAUUUUUAAUGUAUUUUUUACAACUUCAGAUCUAUCCGCCGAUAACAACUUUUUAUUUCAUUUAGUUUGAGCUGGCGACUUGUCCAGGGUGUACCCCGCCUUCCGCCCGAUUGUAGCUGAGAUAGGCGCCAGCGCCCCCCGCGACCCCAAAAGGGAAUAAGCGGUAGAAAAUGGAUGGAUGGAUGGAUGGAUAGUUUGUUUUAUGCCCUUUUUGUCCAAGAAAAGGUUGUUGUUUACAUGGCAAACACACCAAACAUGCCAUAUUUUCCCCCAAAUAUUUUUCAAAGUGAAAUAUUUGAUGUGAAGUCAUUGGAGCCUUAAAUAGUUCAAUAAUUCAUAACAGUGAUUUCAUGUUUUUAUUAUUGAACAAUGACAGUUAAAAGAAAAUCCCCCUAAAAUAAAAAAUCCCACUAAAAUUCUCACUCAUAAAAGUGUCAAAUUAUGUCUCACAAUUUUUUUAUUCAUUUUUUACAACUUCAGAUCCAUCCGCCGAUAACAACUUUUUAUUUCAUUUAGUUUGUUUUAUGCCCUUUUUGUCCAAGAAAAGGUUGUAGUUUGUGUGAUAUAAAAUCUAAUACAUUAUUAUUAUUAUUAUUAUUAUUAUUAUUAUUAUUAUAUGGCAAACACACAAAACAUGCCAUAUUUUCCCCAAAAUAUUUUUCAAACUACAAUAUUUGAUGUGAAGUCAUUGGAGCCUUAAAUAGGUCAAUAACAUUGAUUUCAAUGACAGUUAAAAAAAAUCCCACUAAAAUUCUCAGAGACCCUUCCCACUCAUAAAAGUAUUAAAUUAUGUCUUUGAAUUUUUAAUGUAUUUUUUACAACUUCAGAUCUAUUCGCCGAUAACAACUUUUUGUUUAAUUUAGUUGGUUUUAUGCCCUUUUUAUCAAUGAAAACUUUGUUGUUUAUAUGGCAAACACACCAAACAUGCCUUAUUUUCCCCAAAAUAUUUUUCAAAGUGCAAUAUUUUGAUGUGAAUUGGAGCCUUAAAUGAGUUAAUAAUCCCACUAAAAAAUCCCACUAAAAUUCUCAGAGACCCUUCCCACUCAUAAAAGUGAUAAAUUAUGUCUUACAAUUUUUGAUUUAUUUUUUACAACUUCAGAUCUAUUCGCCGAUAACAACUUUUUGUUUAAUUUAGUUUGUUUUAUGCCCUUUUUGUCCAAGAAAAGGUUGUUGUUUAUAUGACAAACACACAAAACAUGCCAUAUUUUCCCCAAAAUAUUUUUAAAAGUACAAUAUUUGAUGUGAAGUCAUUGGAGCCUUAAAUAGGUCAAUAAUUCAUAACAUUGAUUUCAUGUUUUUAUUAUUGAGCAAUGAACAUUAAAAUAAAAUCCCACUAAAAUAAAAAUAAAAAAUCCCACUAAAAUUCUCACUCAUAAAAGUGUUAAAUUAUCUCUCACAAUUUUUUUAUUCCUUUUUUACAACUUCAGAUCUAUCCACCGAUAACAACUUUUUAUUUCAUUUAGUUUGUUUAAUGCCCUUUUUGUCCAAGAAAAGGUUGUAGUUUGCGUGAUAUAAAAUCAAAUACAUUAUUAUUAUUAUUAUUAUUAUUAUUAUUAUAUGGCAAACACACAAAACAUGCCAUAUUUUCCCCAAAAUAUUUUUAAAACUACAAUAUUUGAUGUGAAGUAAUUAGAGCCUUAAAUAGGUCAAUAACAUUAAUUUCAAUGACGGUUAAAAAAAAUUCCACUAAAAUUCUCAGAGACCCUUCCUACUCAUAAAAGUAUUACAAUUUUUAAUGUAUUUUUUACAACUUCAGAUCUAUUCGCCGAUAACAACUUUUUAUUUCAUUUAGUUUGUUUUAUGCCCUUUUUGUCCAAGAAAACUUUGUUGUUUACAUGGCAAACACACCAAAUAUGCCAUAUUUUCCCCAAAAUAUUUUUCAAAGUGCAAUAUUUUGACGUGAAGUCAUUGGACCCUUAAAUAGUUCAAUAAUUCAUAACAGUGAUUUCAUGUUUUUAUUAUUGAACAAUGACAGUUAAAAGAAAAUCCCCCUAAAAUAAAAAAAUCCCACUAAAAUUCUCACUCAUAAAAGUGUCAAAUUAUGUCUCACAAUUUUUUUAUUCAUUUUUUACAACUUCAGAUCUAUCCGCCGAUAACAACUUUUUAUUUCAUUUAGUUUGUUUUAUGCCCUUUUUGUCCAAGAAAAGGUUGUAGUUUGUGUGAUAUAAAAUCUAAUACAUUAUUAUUAUUAUUAUUAUAAUUAUUAUUAUAUGGCAAACACACGAAACAUGCUAUAUUUUCCCCAAAAUAUUUUUCAAACUACAAUAUUUGAUGUGAAGUCAUUAGAGCCUUAAAUAGGUCAAUAACAUUCAUUUCAAUGACAGUUAAAAAAAAUCCCACUAAAAUUCUCAGAGACCCUUCCCACUCAUAAAAGUAUUACAAUUUUUAAUGUAUUUUUUACAACUUCAGAUCUAUUCGCCGAUAACAACUUUUUAUUUCAUUUAGUUCUUUUCAUGCCCUUUUUGUCCAAGAAAACGUUGUUGUUUACAUGGCAAACACACCAAACAUUCCAUAUUUUCCCCAAAAUAUUUUUCAAAGUGCAAUAUUUUGAUGUGAAGUCAUUGGAGUCUUAAAUAGCUCAAUAAUUCAUAUCAGUGAUUUCAAUAACAGUUAAAAAAAAAAUACCACUAAAAUUCUCAGAGACCCUUCCCACUCAUAAAAGUGUUAAAUUAUGUCUUACAAUAUUUAAUUUAUUUUUUACAACUUUAGAUCCAUCCGCCGGUAACUUUUUACUUCAUUUAGUUUAUUUUAUGCCCUUUUUGUCCAAGAAAAGGUUGUUGUUUACAUGGCAAACACACCAAACAUGCUAUAUUUUCCCCAAAAUAUGUUUAAAGUGCAGUAUUUGAUAAUUGGAGCCUUAAAUAGGUCAACAGUCCACAACACUGAUUUUGAUUCAUUAUUAUUUUUUGAGCAAUGCCAGUUUUAAAGUCAUUGCUUUCACCUUUUUGCCCUUUUUAUUUUAUUUUUUUCUGCAUAGCAUUUCUAGAAUGUGCCACUUUGGGCCGCACUUUGGACACACUGCUUUAAAGGAAUCAUUGAGUUGGAGGAACAUAAUAUGAGGCGGAACAAAGACUGGGGGCCAAGGAUGCCCUCUCUGGAUGAACUAAUCCUGUAUGGCGGACAUGUUUGUUGUUAAUGUUCGACGUGGCCAGUAUUGUACGUUGUUGCUGUACCGCCUGACACCCAACCACCGCUUCAACAGCUCCGCGCUGACGUCCACGUGUCAAUGGUGUGUGUGUGUGUGUUAUUCCCCAGACCUGUUCUUCCGGGUGCGCGGGAGCCGGACGUGACAACGUCCUCGUUGUGACAAUCACAGUAACAAAGCGUGAGGGGGCGGGGGGGGCGUGGUCACUUGCUAUGUGAUAGCUCGAAGGCCACACCCACUUUACCUUCCCAGUAACGGGCUCGACUCGGCGUUGUUUCUGUCUGUGCACUUCCUGUUGUCAUCGGUGCACUUCCUGUUGUCAUCGGUGCACUUCCUGUGGUCGUCGUCGGCCUGCAGGAAGAGGACACUGUGCACCGUGUGACGUGACAUUGUACGGCUUCAUUCCUGUUCCGGAUUGUUCUCCAGGACACGGAAUAUACGCCUUAGACCCUCUAUUUAAAUGUUUGUGUUAAUUUAUACAUGCUGACGUCAUGUGCACUGAUUCAAACACCGCGAUGUGUGCAUUGAUUGCCCUAAGAAGUAAAUGUCAAUGAAUUUGCCCUCCAAACUAAACUUAUUUUGUUGCCCCGAGUCAAAUGCUUCCCCCCUUUGGUCCAAUGAUGUCCCCCGCUGCCAACUGCUGUGCCUUUCAGCAGAACCCAAGACCAGCAGUUCCUUUUCUACACUGUACAAGGUGCUCCUUUUCUACAAGCGGCCCACAAAUAAACAACUCAAACCCA